AUGUACGCUGCACGCGCCGCUAAGCCUAAGCUCUCUUUGAGCAUCGCUGCUGCCUCGACCAGCAACACAUCACGUCCUGUUCUAUCCCUCAAAUCUCCCGUUGCCAUGACUAUGACCAUGUCUCCUCGGACACCACUAUCGCCUUCUCCUCUGAGCCCAACUGCUCGCAACACAAAGCUCAACCAACGAGGCUUCUCCACCAUGCAACAACAAGCUACCUUUGCAUAUGCCAACUCUGCCUCUUCGAAAAGCAUCCUCAAGAAGAAUAGCUCCUGCGCCAGCUCCUGCUCCAGCUCUCCAGGCAGCGGCGCUUCUUCUAAGCGAAUCCAGUUCAAUUGCGAGCCCACCAUCCACUGUGUGACCCCUAUUGAGAACACAGAUGACUAUUAUGGUGGCUACGUGAAGAUGUCCAGAGACGAACGACGAUGGCUGCUGCGCUCUUAA
This is a messenger RNA of Histoplasma capsulatum G186AR, 444 nucleotides long. RefSeq lists its product as uncharacterized. NCBI's taxonomy places the organism in Eukaryota, Fungi, Ascomycota, Eurotiomycetes, Onygenales, Ajellomycetaceae. The record is from RefSeq and is a predicted model, not a curated record. The coding region runs from base 1 to 444 and encodes 147 amino acids. The transcript has a single exon.